AUGGCCAAGAGCGACGACGAAGAUAGCGAUCAAGACAGCGACGACGAAGAUGGUGAUCAAGACAGCGACGACGAAGAUGGUGAUCAAGACAGCGACGACGAAGAUGGCGAUCAAGACGGCGACGACGAAUCUGAUGUCGCCAUCACCGAUGUCGAGCAUCGACAAAAUCUGGUCGAAAGUGUGGCCGAGUUCAUGCGCGAAACAAUGACGAAGUACUUCAUGCAGACUGAAGAGUUCGGCUGGAUGAAUAGGGACAGUAUCCAAGCCAUGUUUGAUCGAGCCGCUGCAGAAAUCACAGAAGGUGUUGCACAGGCACAGGAAGCCAUCGAGGCAUCGCGGAGGCGUUUUGACUUCUUCAAGCUGAGCCCGGAGCUCCGCAAUGUGAUUUAUGAGGAUGUCCUUGGGAUCCACGAAGACGACCUCACGCGAAACAACGAAACGAUUGGUGACGAGCAGGCGCAGAAAAUCCGACCGUUCACGAUGCACGGACUUCCACAAUAUUUCCUCUUCGGUGGAGUGAGCAAGCGAGAGGUCUUGGAGACCAUGGGCUUGGAUCAGUGUGCCGUCAAGGAGGAGACUUUCGUGAUAAGCGCGGAAUCAUGGUACUGCGGCCGAGUCCGUGGACCAGACCCGAAGCUACAAUUCAAGUCGUCGUAG
Zymoseptoria tritici IPO323 is the source of this 657-nucleotide messenger RNA. RefSeq lists its product as uncharacterized. Bases 1 to 657 code for a protein of 218 amino acids. The transcript has 3 exons. Lineage: Eukaryota; Fungi; Ascomycota; Dothideomycetes; Mycosphaerellales; Mycosphaerellaceae. The record is from RefSeq and is a predicted model, not a curated record.